UUUUCGAAAUACACAAUAUAUCGAGAAAGCCUACUAUGCAUGUAAUGGUUUGCUCCUAGUCUCACCAGUUCUCUUUAGUGUUUGCCAAUGUUGGAGGUGUAACUGGGGUCUGGCCCUGGACGAAGUGAUAGAGCAUGGCUCAAGUGAAAGUGCAGACUUCAUCCCCCUUGCCUGGGUCUGGCCUGACCGCUGUGGCACCCCCUGUGGCCAUGCCCAGCCCAGGAGCUCUGGGUCUGCAGCCCACCAUAAAUGGCACAGUGCUAGCCACAACGCCCACCUGCCCCAGCCCUGCCUCUGGCUUUGUGGACUCCACUGUACCAGCCAACCUAUCAGGCCCUCCUGAAGAAAACAUGGCAAACCCUAAAGAGAAAACUCCCAUGUGUCUGGUAAAUGAGUUAGCCCGUUUCAACAGGAUUCAACCUCAAUAUAAACUGCUGAAUGAGAAAGGGCCUGCACACGCUAAGAUCUUUACAGUGCAGCUGUGCUUGGGGAACCAGGUAUGGGAAGCAGAAGGCAGCAGCAUCAAAAAGGCCCAGCACUCCACAGCAACCAAGGCCCUGACAGAGAGCAGCCUACCACGGCCUCCUCCCCGAUCUCCUAAAGCUGACGUCUCCAACAGCAACCCAGGGGGUUGCUUUGCAGGCAGCAUCACUCCUACAGUAGAGUUGAAUGGCCUGGCCAUGAAGCGAGGGGAGCCAGCCGUCUAUAGACCCCUGGACCCCAAACCCGUCCCCAACUACAGAGCCAAUUACAACUUCAGAGGAAUGUUCAACCAGAGGUACCAUUACCCAGUGCCUAAGGUAUUUUAUGUGCAGCUGAUGGUGGGGAACAACGAGUUUAUCGGAGAGGGGCGGACUCGACAAGCUGCCCGACACAAUGCAGCCAUGAAAGCCCUUCAGGCCCUCAAGAAUGAACCCAUUCCAGAAAGACCACCUCAGUGUCCAGAAGAAAAGGAGACAGAGGAGAACAGUGAUGCCAGCAAAUCGGAGAUCAGCCUGGUCUAUGAGAUCGCCCUAAAGAGGAACCUGACUGUUAACUUUGAGGUCCUGAAGGAAAGUGGACCCCCACACAUGAAGAGUUUUCUCACACGCGUGACGGUGGGAGAGUUCUCGGCGGAGGGAGAUGGGAACAGCAAGAAACUCUCUAAAAAAAGAGCGGCCCUCUCCAUCUUACAGGAACUGAAAAAGCUGCCAGUCCUUCCUGUAGUGGAGAAACCCAAAGUGCAUUACAAGAAACGGCCCAAGACUAUAUUAAAGACAGGACCAGAGUAUGGACAGGGCAUGAACCCUAUUAGCAGACUGGCUCAGAUUCAACAAGCUAAAAAGGAGAAGGAACCAGAAUAUAUGCUGCUGUCAGAGAGAGGGAUGCCCCGCCGCAGAGAAUUCAUCAUGCAGGUCAAAGUAGGUACUGAGGUGACCACAGGAACUGGACCCAAUAAGAAAGUGGCUAAGCGUAAUGCAGCUGAGGCCAUGCUGCUUCAACUGGGCUACAAGGCUUCUACACCAUUACAGACCACUCCAGAAAAGAUGGACAACAAAGGCUGGAAUGGACAAAGGGCUGCUUUUCCUGAAACAACGACCAACACACAGAAAGGAAUUCUUCACCUCUCCCCAGACAUGUAUCAGGAGAUGGAAGCAAGCCGGAAUAAAGGAGCCCCUGGUGCCCCUGGAAACUACCUGACACCCAAAGACAUGGGCCAAGGGUUCACAGAGCCUUUCUACACCCCUAUAGUGGGCAACACUGCAGCCAUUGCCAGAGAGCUGCUACUGAACGGCACUUCACCCACCGCCGAAGCCCUGAUCCUGAAGGGAAAAGCACCUGCUUUACCCUGUGGCUCCAUCCAGCCUUCACAGCAACUGGAGUACUUGGCCCACAUUCAAGGCUUCCAGGUGCAAUACACAGACAGGCAAACUGACAAUGAGUGUAUGACCUAUCUCACUCUCUCACCUGUGCAGAUGACCUUCCAUGGCAUUGGGAGCUCCAUUCCAGCUAGUCAUGACCAGGCAGCUCUGAGUGCCUUGAAACAGCUGUCAGAACAAGGACUGGACCCGGUGGAUGGACCAAUCAAGGUAGAAAAUGGAUCAUGUGACAUGUAUGUGCACACAGAACUACAAGUGAAACGUCUGGGCGAGAGGACCGACAGUAAACCGACUAACUCAAGCACCACUGCUCAGGACUGCAAGGAUUCAAAGGCCGUCGUCUAUGAACUGACCCCACCCUUAAGACCCUCCCCCUGAGAGCCCCCACGACCGCCGCUGCAUCCUUCUACACGUGUCAACAUGCAAUAUGGUGGAUGUGUCCCAUGAAAUAUAAAUGAAAAAAAAAGCAUUCUUCGAGUCUAUGUGAAGACAACACUAUUUAAACACAACAUUUAUUUACUCUAGAGUUACUUAAAAAGAGCAAGCAAGCAAGCUAAUAUUUAAAAAAAAAUAUAUAUAUAUAUAAUAAAAAUGUAGUGCAUGGUACUGUUUGAAAAACAAGGGAACUUCAGUGACUAUGUAGAAUUUCCCCAUUUGAUAGAUGUUUGAAUAUUAUUUUCACCUUGUCUCCAAGUGAUAUGGUUUAAAACAGGCUUAUAUGAUGCAUUAAUAGAAACAAAGCAUUAUUGGGGGCAAACAAAGUUGUGUAUCUUAUUUGGGGGGUUAUAUUAUUUUCCUCUUUAAUCUAUUAAUAACAAUGCUUGAGUAUUUAAGGAUUAACUAAUGCCAGUGCUGUGAAGUCGUAGUUGUUGUCUUCAUAUAUAGUCACCCAGCUUACUGUAUAUGCUGACAUAAAGCAUUCAUCUAUCUAUGUGGAUGUAUAUGACUUGUAGAUUAUCAUACGCAGAGGGAAAGAAAAACAUACUACGAGUGUAAAUGGAUAAAACUGAUGCUAGAGGUAAACAGCAUAGGAUCAUAACGUUCCUUCAGAAUAGCAAAUUCCACUAUGAUGAUUGUUUUCUUCUCCCCUCAAUUUUGUCCAGCACAUCUACACCCAUGUUGUGUGUUGUAUUGACUUGAUACAUCAACUGAGUGCUUUUAAGGACUGCAUUCCUUGGAAAGAGAGGCUCUAAUGAAUUGACAGGCUCUCUUUUCAAAAUGAUUGAGUCAUAGAAAGAACAAUUACUUGACAUGCCAAAUGUAACUCUCUGGAAGAGCGUUUUUCUCUCCCUGAAGAUCUACAGUGUAACAACAGACAUGUCUGUUCUUAAAAUGCAGUAAAAUCACAUCAGUUCAUGUUGAAACCAGUGGUGUGUGUUGUCUUUUCACCUGAGUGAAUUUAUAUGCAGUGAGUUUGCAUUUUUCUCAUUUUAUACAAAAUUUUUACAAAUGUUAUUAUCAGCAUUCCAAUAUGAAUGAAAAGUUGAACUGAAAAGUUAACAUACAUUUAAGUAUUUUGGGAUUUCCUCCUUUUGCAUGCACUUGAGCUGGCAUAGACUCAACAAGUGCAAAACCUAAUGAUCCAUGUUAUCCAGCAUGAUUUGAUAAUGUUCCAAAAAACAUCUUGUGGUGCUUCAAUGGAAGCAAGGAAAUCUGACCUUUUGUACAAAAAGGUCAAUGUCACAAAUUUGCCUACAUUUGAUUUAGUGACUUAGUACAGAAUCCCAAAUAUUUAUUCACUUUUUUAUUUUAUUUUUUUUAUUUUAUUUUUUUUUACAUUUAAAAAAAAUCAUAAAACUUUCCAAAUAUAUCCAGGUAAAAAUGAAGAAGAAAAAAUAGCAAAUAAUCUAGAUGUUCAAUUUGGUCUUAGAUUUUUGGACCCCUCUAUAUGUAAGGAUUUUAAUUUAAUAAAAUAGGGAACGUUUGCUGCAUCCUCAGUUCAGAAUUAUGCAUUCUUUGUAGCAACACAUGAGUCUCUCAGUCGUUGCGACAGCAGUCUUAAAAUAGAUCUGUACUGUAAGAUUAUGCAAUAUCACCAUGUAAACAGUCCUUUAUUCAUUGUAAGAGGAAGAUUCCUUCUUUACAUCACCACCAUAUACUGUAAGUUCAAGCUCAUUAAAUUCUUCAAUAGGU
Messenger RNA from Myxocyprinus asiaticus (Chinese sucker), 3992 nucleotides. Its product is annotated as double-stranded RNA-binding protein Staufen homolog 2. Lineage: Eukaryota; Metazoa; Chordata; Actinopteri; Cypriniformes; Catostomidae. The record is from RefSeq and is a predicted model, not a curated record. The transcript has 15 exons. Bases 135 to 2237 code for a protein of 700 amino acids.